Melitaea cinxia (Glanville fritillary) is the source of this 1591-nucleotide messenger RNA. Its product is annotated as zinc finger protein 658B-like. NCBI's taxonomy places the organism in Eukaryota, Metazoa, Arthropoda, Insecta, Lepidoptera, Nymphalidae. Gene Ontology annotation, molecular function: RNA polymerase II transcription regulatory region sequence-specific DNA binding; DNA-binding transcription factor activity, RNA polymerase II-specific. The record is from RefSeq and is a predicted model, not a curated record. Bases 1 to 1356 code for a protein of 451 amino acids. Gene Ontology annotation, biological process: regulation of transcription by RNA polymerase II. The transcript has 2 exons. Gene Ontology annotation, cellular component: nucleus.
AUGUGGUAUAAAAAAUAUCGAACUAAAUCUAAUAAAUGUUCUUCAGACGCAACAGACACACAGUCGGUUGGGGAAGACACGUUAGUAGCUGGCGAGGCAGAGUUUCUGGCUCGAUUCCCUCGAGGGUCCCUGAGACCGCUGCCCACCAGGGCGACCUUGGAACACCGCUGCAAACAGUUUGCUCACGAACUCGACUUAUUAAAAGGUAAAAAAAUCACACCGGAAUCAAUAAAAAGUCUAGUAACAGACAAUUCGCCGCAAAAAGUACGUCACCAAGUGUACAUGACAGAGAAACUAGCUCAUAUCAACAAUCUAUCGACAAUUCUAGAACAUUCCAACCUCACAGCGUUCAAGACUAGACGUCGGUCCGGCUUCCCUUGUUUUUACUGCAGGAGAAUAUACGAAAACUUCGACAUCCUCAGAGACCAUCAGUACAAAGAUAAAUGCAAGUCAAAUAUGAAGAAAAUUCUGUACAAAUCAGUGAUGGACAGACUAGUCGUUUACGUUCAUAUAAAUGAAAUCAAGUGCACGAUUUGUGACGAAACUUUAGCCAAUCUCAACGAACUAAAACAGCAUUUAACAAACAGACACAAUAAGAAGUUACAUUCGGAAUACGGCGAUAGAAUAAUACCGUUCAAGUUGACGAAGGGAAACGAAUACGAGUGCCAAACGUGUGGGUUUAAUUUCGAAACUUUCGGAGCGAUAGAGAGGCAUAUGAACGUGCAUUAUAGGAACUUCGUGUGUGACCAGUGCGGUGCUGGAUACGUGACCCAAAGUCGACUAAAAGUCCACCUAAAAUACUCGCACAUAAAAGGCGUAUUCCCAUGUGAAAUAUGCAGUAAAGUUUUCAAUACUCAGUACAAGCAUAAGUGUCACGUGGAUGCCGUUCACAAAAUGGUCAAAAAGAACAAAUGCCCCAAGUGUCCGGAACGUUUUACCGAUUAUUUCGACCGUCACCAACACAUGGUUGAGGCUCACGGGGAACAGCCAUUGCGAUACCGUUGUAAUGUCUGUGAUACGGUCUUCAAGAGACGAUAUGCCCUAUCGUUGCAUAUGAAAAGAAGGCAUUUGGAGGUCAAAGACAAAGAAUGUUCCUUGUGUAGUUAUAAGUGUCAUACGAUAGCUGAAUUGAAAGCUCACAUGAUCAAGCACAAUGGAGAAAGGACCUACGAGUGUAUGGUCUGUAAGAAGUCGUAUGCUAGGAAGAAAACUCUAAAAGAGCACAUGAGGAUACAUAAUAAUGAUCGGCGGUUCGUUUGCGUUGUGUGUGGACAAGCGUUUGUGCAGAACUGCAGUCUGAAAGGGCAUAUGAAGGCUCAUCACGCGGAUUACGUUAAUGGUUUACCACGGAGUUAGAUGAUUUUUGAUUUUUUAGGGUCAAUUAUUGCUUCCGUUUGAAUUAUUUUUCUAUGGAAAAGUGAUUUUAUUGUUGGUGGGAACGAUAAAGCAUUUGCAGAUGAAGUCAUUAAUAGAAAGAUCUGUUAUUGUAAGGCUGUUGUUUGUAAAGGAGAGAAUAGGGUGAAAUAUAUUUAAAAAGAAUUUAAGUACGAUGAAAAAAUACUCAUACUUAUUUAUAUAGUCAUAAUGUAUA